CGUCUGCACACAUGAGACCGCCCACAAAAGAAAAAAUCUUCAUUUGAGCUGCUGUGAUGCUGCCAGUGCUCGUUGACUAUUCGGAAUAUAUAAGAUAUACAAGUAUGAGAAGUCAUUUGCACAGACAUGGAUAAAUAUGAGAGGUUAAAGAAGAUUGGGGAGGGAUCCUUUGGGAAAGCCAUCUUGGUCAAGUCAAGGACAGAUGGCCGACAAUAUGUUAUCAAGGAGAUUGGUAUCUCCAGGAUGUCGAACAAGGAACGACAGGAAUCACGUAAAGAGGUGGCAGUUCUGGCUAACAUGAGCCAUCCAAACAUUGUCCAAUACAAGGAAUCCUUUGAAGAGAGUGGUUGUUUGUACAUUGUAAUGGACUACUGUGAGGGAGGAGACCUGUUUAAGAAGAUCAAUAAUCAAAGAGGAUCUCUUUUCCCAGAGGAACAGAUUCUUGACUGGUUUGUGCAAAUCUGUCUGGCUCUUAAACAUGUACACGACCGCAAAAUCCUACAUAGGGACAUCAAAUCACAGAAUAUUUUUCUGACCAAAGAUGGUACUGUGCAGCUUGGAGACUUUGGAAUCGCUAGAGUUUUGAACAGCACCGUGGAGUUGGCAAGGACAUGUAUCGGCACUCCUUAUUACCUGUCGCCAGAGAUAUGUGAAAAUAAACCAUACAACAACAAGAGUGAUAUCUGGGCCCUGGGAUGUGUCCUGUAUGAAAUGUGCACGCUUAAGCAUGCAUUUGAAGCAGGAAACAUGAAGAACCUGGUGCUGAAAAUCAUCCGUGGUUCAUACCCGCCUGUUUCCAUCCAUUACUCCCCAGAUUUGCGCUCUCUCCUGGCCCAGCUCUUCAAGCGUAACCCCCGGGAGAGACCCUCCGUCUCGACCAUUUUGGACAAGCCUUUUCUUGCUCGCAGAAUUCACAAGUUUCUCAGCCCUCAGCUUAUUGCUCAGGAAUUCAGCCAUUCAAUUCACCUUCAGCCCAAAAUGAGUGUGGCCCAUGCAGCACCAGCCAAACGUCCAGCCCCAGGCCCUAUCCCAAUCACCUCAGCUCAGAAAAUCACCAAACCAGCAGCCAAAUACGGAGUGCCUUUAACAGUGCGGAGACCAUCUGAAGUCGCCAGGAAGGUCCCAGAUGCAGCAAAGAAACCAGUUAAACUUAAGCAGGCUCCCCCUCCUGCAGCGGUUCAGAGGAGAGUGAGUCGAGUGGAGGAGGAGAGGAGAAAGCAUGAGGAAGGAGUGAGGAAGAAGCGGAUGGAGAUGAUGGAAAGAGAGAGAAAACAAAGAGAACAGAUGUUGUUACUGAAGGCUGCUCAGAUGAAGAGAUUUGAGAGAGAAAAGCUGAACCGAAUCAACCGAGCUCGAGAGCAGGGCUGGAGACACGUGCUGAGUUCUAGUGGAGGAAGCAGUCCUGAGCGGAAGUUUUAUGGAGGUGGCGGCGGCAAUGGAGCUCCCCAUUCCCCAGGAAUAUCUCCCUUUCCUGUGCCUGGACCCUCCCCUGUUCCUUCUUCAGCUUUAGCUCCAAGCAGAGCGCCAUAUGACCGCAUCCACCCUUCAGCUGAAAAAUUAACCAAACCUACACCUAAAGAUGGUGCUGGUGAAGGAGCCGUGCAUGCAGGGGACAAUGGCAGGACUUCUUCAGACUCAGGGACUCUAAAUGGUCAUGCCUGCAUUCCUGUUAAGAAUGGCGUCAGGAAAGAACAACGUAAAACAAGUCUCCAAAAUGAGCAGAUUUCAAAGAUCGACUAUGCCAAUAGGUUUCGAGGUCAGCUGGCAGUAGAGAAAUCCAAGCAGGUGGAGGAGUUUCUACAGCGGAAAAGAGAAGCCAUGCUGAAUAAAGUUCGUGCAGAAGGACAGCUGGGGGCCCGGCAAAACCUGGCCGCCAUCUUUGCAAGCUGGACAAACUCCUCCCGAUGCAGGAGACCCCGAGUGAACAAAGAGGAGGAGGAGUAUUUGACCAGAUUACGACAGAUCAGACUACAGAACUUUAAUGAACGUCAGCAGAUUAAAGCUCGGCUCAGAGGGGAGAAGUAUGACAGUGAUGGCUCAGACAGUCAGGAGUCAUGUGAAGAGGCAGUGCUCAGGAUGAAGAAGAUUGAGGCUUUGAAGGCCCAGUCAAAGGCUCGUGCUGCUGUACUGAAAGAGCAGCUGGAAAAGAAGAGAAGAGAAGCGUAUGAAAGAGAGAAGAAAGCAUGGGAGGAUCAUCAGCUUGUCGCUCGAGGAGUAAAAGUUGCAGUUGGGCCUGUGGGUGGGACUCCCUCUCCUGCAGCCCCUCCAACUCCACCAUCUGACCCCACCCCUCAGGAAGCUCCUUCUAAAGCCACACCCUCCUCUAGACCCAGCACUCCAGCCAUCUCUAUGACUGCUGCACUGAAGGAUGUGGGCGCGAUUUCAUCAGGGCAGAGUUCUCCUAUGAAAGAGGACUCCCUUAAAGUUGAAUCAUCAGAUGUACAGAGUGACAAGAAGGAGAUUCUUCGCAGACUUAAUCAGAAGGUUCAGACCACUGAGGAAGUUUCUGUAAAAGAGCCCACACCCUCCAGCAAUCAACCAUGUCCUGAUCCUCAGCCAGUCCAACCCUCCAUCACAGAGGAAAGGCCUUCCACAGCUGCAGAUAGGAAGAAGUGGGAAGCCGUAGCUCCACCCAUACUGUCUGUUGCUGAACAGACUCUCGAGGAAACCUGUGCUACUCUGGCAGUGUCUCAGGUGGCAUCACCAGAAACGAAUACUCCCUCGUGUGGAGACAGGAAGAAAUGGCAGACAGAUGGUGUUCCUCUUCUGUCUGUGGCUCAGCAGACACUGGAAGAAACCAGCUUUAGAACAGCUGGUCAAUUAACAGAAAAAACAGUAGGUGAAGUCAUUUGCAUGGAUGCCUGGCAGGGGGAGGGGCUAAGGAAGGCUUGGGGGCAGAGUCCAGAUUCAGAGGUUUUGAAGGUGUUGGAAGAGGCAGAACUUCAGUCAUUUACUCAGAGACUAGAUCCUGCCAGCACGUGUGACCAAACACUGACUGAAAGCCUUAAUCCCAUUGAGGAAUCGGAUGCCACUAAUGAAGCCAAGCAAGUGCCUCCUCCUGAACCGUGCCAGCCUGCCACUGACCAUGACAAACAAGAAGUGACAUGUCAAGAGACAGUGCCAAUCAUAGAAGAGGUUAAAAGUCAGGAACUUAUCCAAACAACAGCAGAGGGGACAGAAAAAUCUCAUUCUGCAGAAAGUGACAUAGAGGUGGUGGAUGAUAUGGAGUCAGUUGUUCUGGAUGAUGUACCACAGAAAACCGCAGAGCCGCCCCCUGCAGAAGUAAUUCAGGCGUGGACUAAAGACACUCCAGAGUCUCUGCCAGCAGAGGGCAGAGUAAUACAAGCAGAAUGCACAGAGGUACCUCAGAGAGAAGAGAAACAUCCUGAACCUCCAGCAGAUGAGUCUUUGUUUGUGAAGUUAAGCAGUAGUCCAGCUCACAGACGCACAGUAGCGUUGGCCAUGCUGUCUGCUCAAUCCUCAUUGGAAGACUCUUCCUCUGCUGCCUCACGUUCUCGAUCAGUGUCUCCACUGCGCUCCCACCGCCAUGAAGAUGCACUGCUCAUCGGCCUCUCCACUGGCCUCUUCGAUGCAAAUAACCCAAAGAUGCUAAGGACGUGCUCCUUACCAGACCUCAGUAAGGUGUUUAGUGAUGCUACAGGACCUGAAGGUGCAGCCGCUCCUGACAGCAACCUAGAAAUUGAAGAUCUGGAAGAUAAAGCAGAUGAGCAGUCUGAACCUGAGGAUGUGUAUGAGGAUGACGAUUUAAGAGAGCUCAGAGCAUCUAUGGAGAGGCUUCUUCAGGAGCAGCACAGUGAAGAUGAUGAUGAUGAAGAAGAGGAUGAGGGUGGUGGAUCUAAUGGCAGCCCGGCCGAUGAAGAGCCAGCUGGUCUUAAUGGGUUAGCUAGUGCUGGUGAUGACAAACGCAGCCCAGAGGAAGAGACUUUUAAUGGAAUGGCUGAAGAUGAUGAGGAUGUUAGCCAUGGUGAAGAAGAACCAGGAGGCCCAGUCACAAAUGGAAUGGAAUUUGAAGAUGAUGAAGAGCAGAACAGCAGUGAAGCACAGCUCAAUGAGGAGUGGCAGUCAGAUGGCAGCGAGGAGGAGGACGACGAAGAGCUGGAACAGCAGGACAGCAUCUUCAGUCGUCUGGAGGAGCUGCGGCUUCAUCUAGAGCAGGCCAUGGGCUUUGAGAACUUCAUCCAGGCCUACAACAAGAUCAAGGCUAUUCAUGAGGAUGAGGAUGAAAACAUUGCAAUGGGCUCCAGCAUGGUGCAAAACAUUUUGGGAACUGAGCACCAGCACUUGUAUCCUAAAAUCCUCCAUUUGGUGAUGGCAGAUGGAGCUUACCAGGAAGAUAAUGAUGAAUAGAAGUUAUUCAUCCGUGCUGUUGGCAGCCUUGGACAAUCUGCUGGCAGGCUGAAGUGUUCCCAUGAUGCACUCUGACAGGCCGAGGAGGUGCAUGUGGGGAAAGGGGAGGGAAAAGGGGGAAAUGGGCCACUCAAGCAUGGGCAGUUUAGAGUCCACGCUUGACCGUAGUUCUACUUCCAUAUCCCAAGCAACCGAAGCACUGCUCUGUAAAUUUUGUGCAUAUAAAUGUGCUGUGGAUAAUAAUAUUUAACCAAAGCGUAGCCGAGUGUUAGCAGGCGAGAGGUAGGACGUCCCGGACGGAGAUGUACAUGCGUGUCUUCCUAUAGCUGAUGACAGACUGUGUGUGUGAAAAUGCUGCUCAGGCUGUAUUCACAACAGCUGAAGCCCUGGAAACUGCUUUUUAGGGCUCUAGACUGGCCAGGGAGGUCUAGUUCAGGGGGACGGAGGUCAAUUAUCUGCCCAAUAUCAGGUGCUCGCACACAACGGGCAGCCGGUUUUUAACCAGCUGUCUACCUCAGACAACAGACAAGUCUUAACUGCUAGUCUAAAAAUACCAGUCUUCUCAAAUCUUUUCUGAAAGCUCUUUUUCUACUUUUUACACAUUGUUUAUUUGAUAUCCUCAGAAAUUAUUUUGCCUUAUUCAAGAUUUCUUCCCGAUUCGAUGAGGCUUAAUGCAUUAGGUCCAGAUAUGGCUUUUAUUUAGGGAGCUUGAGUAGAUUUACUAUGCAUAUAUCCAGUGUUUUAACACACUUGUUGGCUUUAGUAAAGGGAUUGUUCACCCAAAUAAUAAUAAUAAUCAUCAUCUAAUAUUGUUUACUGGAAUUAUUAUUAUUAUUAUUGUGAAAGUAGAUAUUUUGAAGAAUGUUUACAAUUUUUGCACAUACAAUGAUAAGAAUAAGGAUUAAAACAACACUGGUCCCCAUUUACGUUUAUUGUAUGGACAAAAAAACAAACAUAAAUAGCGAUUUAUUUAGUUUUUUUGGAUGAGCUAUCCCUUUAGAAGCGUUUAUAAACUGCGCAUGUUGUAUGCAGACUCACCUCUAACGGGACGAAUUGCUCAUUUUAGCUGGCAGAAUGUGCUACUUGAAAGUGUACAGAAUUGUAAAAAUAACUUGCAAGCAUUAUCGUUUGGUUGCAUGUCAGAAUAUGUAUAUCUUUGUACCGAGAAAUAAAACUUCUUCUUUUUUUCUUAAA
Danio rerio (zebrafish) is the source of this 5562-nucleotide messenger RNA. The record is from RefSeq and is a predicted model, not a curated record. NCBI's taxonomy places the organism in Eukaryota, Metazoa, Chordata, Actinopteri, Cypriniformes, Danionidae.